UCGUAUUUGCUCGGCUCGGUCUUUUGAGGUUAGUGGUGCUACUAUUUAUUGUAAGAUAUCGAUUAUUUUGCAACCCUUCCUGAUUUCUGCUAAACAACUGCAUUGCAUAUACAUUUUCCAUAUCACGUAUAAAUGAAAUGACACUUAAUAAAAAAUAUGAGACUUACAAAAAUUUAACAGAGAAAAUAUACACUAAAUGUCUGCAAAUACAAACAGAAAAUGAACGCAGCAUUAUGAGAGUAAAUGAAAUAAAAAAAUUACUACGCCGAAGAACAUACGAUGUGAUGUUAUUAAAAAAUAAACUGGACAAACAUGGUGAUAAUUGGCGUUCGAUACCAAUGAUGGUACCACAACCGAAGGGAAAGCCUGAACAAAAACGUCGUGGACCAAAACCUAAAAGUAAACACGUAGUUUCAAAUGCAGCAGCCGAAGUCAAAGAUCCUACACCUCGUAAGCCCAGAAAACAGCGUAUGAAACCCCAAUCAAAUAAUCUUCAAAUACGGACACAACUAUCUAUAGCUACAGCUUAAAAUUCCUUCGAAUUGCGUUUCUGCUAUAUAAAUUACAAUAAUUUGGAGUACUUAUAUAAAUAAAAACAAAUUUAAAGACUA
Drosophila mojavensis is the source of this 611-nucleotide messenger RNA. RefSeq lists its product as uncharacterized. Gene Ontology annotation, cellular component: Ino80 complex. Gene Ontology annotation, molecular function: DNA binding. Gene Ontology annotation, biological process: apoptotic process; positive regulation of apoptotic process; apoptotic signaling pathway. The coding region runs from base 138 to 530 and encodes 130 amino acids. The transcript is spliced from 2 exons. The record is from RefSeq and is a predicted model, not a curated record. NCBI's taxonomy places the organism in Eukaryota, Metazoa, Arthropoda, Insecta, Diptera, Drosophilidae.